AAACCGUCCUCGCAUUGUGCAAGAGGCUUAACGACUUGCAGCGAACAGUACAGCGCUGUUGGAGGAGUGGGGAACUUUUUCCGCGUCCUGUCGGUUCGCGGACUUUUCUCUCAUUGAAAAGACUAUGAAGAUAAUACACGUCCUCAAUAUAAGUGAGGAAUUAAUAUAAGCAUAAAACAUGGAAGUCAUUGAAGUAAUGUCUGAUGAUGAGAAAACGAAUAAAAGAAAAUCUAAAAGCUGCAAUAGUGAUUGUAUCAAUUUUAAAUGUAAGUCUGGAGUAAAUUUAAAACCAGCAUCUUCCUUUGCGUGCGCCUAUUAUGGAAUUACAAAAGAGAAAAAACAGAAAAAGAGACGUGUGAUAUGUCAAGAAUGUUUUUACUUAGCUUUGCAACAUCAACAGCAAUUAGUAGAAGCCUUUGUGGAAAAUAAAUCAUUAUUAGAUUGCGAUUUUCCUGAUCACACAAUGGAAGUAGAAAUUUCUGAUAGUGAUGAUUCUGAUGAUGACAAGAAAAAGGAACCUUUUGAUAACGAUGAAUAUAUACCAGAUGAUGUGUUUUUGGACAUCAAAGAUAAAUUAGACAAUACAUUAUCAAGCAUUUAUAAAAAAUAUAACGUAGACCAGCAAACCAAAGUAGCAUGUGACAUACUGAAAAACAAAUGGCAAAACCUAUAUAAAACAAAUGAGAGUCUUAAUACCGAAAUACUAAACAUGAUGAGUAAUAUGGAUAAACUGCGUAAUAAGUUAUAUGAAGAUUUUAGACCACAAAUUAAAAUGCUGGAAGAAUUGCAGAUAACUGAUGAGCCUGUGGAGAAUAUUCAUUUGACCGUAGCAACAAAAAAAGUAACUCAAAUACAGCAUCUAUCGACCACUUUGCCACAGGAUCAGCCAGACAUCAUGGCGAUUAAAACAUGUAAUAAGACAACAAUACCUAAUUUACCACCAAAUGGUCCAUUCUUUAAACGACGACCAGAAGUUGAUCUUAAUAUUCUUGUCAUGAAAAGUCCUGUUAUGCCAUGGAUUAAAGCAAAGAUACUGAGUAUAAUUUGUACGAAUCCGUGGAGCGUUCGUGUAAAACUAAUCGGAAAAAAGUACAAUGCGGCAGUUAAGACAGUCCCUGGCAAACAUCUAGCAGUGAUUCAACCGAGUUCAGUUAUAAUUCCAGUUCGAACUCGAGUUGUGUCUGUAUUUCACGAUUCCACACUUGCCAAAAAUUAUUACAGCGGAAUAGUUGCUGAAGCACCAAAGGUUUCGAAUAAAUUUAGAUAUCUGAUAUUUUUUGAUGAUGGUUAUGCUCAAUACGUUAAUCAUGUAGACAUCUUCCCUAUUUGGGAGCCGUCUUUACGUGUUUGGGAAGAUGUUCCUAGCGAUACGCAAGACUUUGUAAAGAAAUACUUGGAAUCAUAUCCUGAGAGGCCAAUGGUAAAACUACAACCGGGUCAAAGAGUUAAAACUGAGUGGAAGGGCAAAUGGGGAAACGCGAAAGUGUUACAAAUAGACGCAAGUUUAGUGCAAAUGCAAUUCGAAGCCGAUAACAGAAUCGAGUGGAUAUAUCGCGGAUCGACCAGACUGGCUCCUUUGUACAUCGAAGUUUUGAAGGCCAAUGCGAGACAGAAACUUCAACAGUUAGGCACCACGCACACCCGACAUCGUAUUCCUACUACUUCUAAUAAAAAUAAUUUACCUUACGUUGAAUAUACGUCUAAUGUGGAAGAAGAUUUAACGCAACAAGUGCAGGAAGAAAAAUCAACAACCGCAACAAGCACAGCAUCUGACACGCCGUCCGCUGCGCCGCAGCAAUCACGCGCGGUAGCAAAAAAAAGUACUGCUAAACGGCCAAGCAAUGUAGAUAAUACAACGUACAAUCCUGUCAUAGAGACAAAACCAUCACACAGUAUUGUUUUUUACUGUACGCAGAGAAAAUACGAGCCGAAGAAAUAUGUGCUUCACAAGUGUGGGCCAAAGUGCAUCAAAGGCAUUAAAGUUUCGCAUGAAGAUUUGAAGGGUCUCUCACCGCUUUCAAUACCUUUAUUAUGCGGUUGGCAUCGUCAGCUUUGUAAAUAUUCGAAGGGCAAGAAAGUCAUCAUUUAUCAGGCACCGUGCGGUGUCAGAUUACGAAAUAUGGAAGAAUUGCAUCGUUAUCUUCGCGCAACCGCUAGUACAUUAUCUGUUGAUCUGUUCGAUUUCGAUUACUGGGUGCGCGCUUUCGCGGACUUCGUUGUGGAGAAAUGUUUUAUCAACAUCAAGGAUCUCAGUUAUGGCGUGGAAAAUGUGCCGAUACCGUGCGUGAACGACUUGGAUCACACGCAGCCAGACACGAUAAGAUAUACGACACGUCGCGAGCCAACGGAAGGUGUUAAUUUGAAUCUCGAUCCCGCGUUCUUGUGCAGUUGUGAUUGCGAGGAUGAUUGUCAGGAUAAAACAAAAUGUCAAUGUUGGCAAUUAACGAUACAAGGUGCUACUUUGGGAGGAAAAGUGCCGAAUAUCGCGGUUGGUUACAUAUACAAACGUCUGCCUGAACCGGUUACCACCGGAAUCUACGAGUGUAACUCGGGAUGCAAAUGUUCCGUGAAGACGUGUCUCAACAGAGUCGUGCAACAUCCUCUCGCGUUAAAAUUACAGGUAUUUAAAACGGGACCGCGUGGUUGGGGUAUAAGAUGUCUUAACGAUAUUCCCCUCGGCGCUUUCAUCUGCAUAUACGCAGGAAGAUUACUCACCGAACAGGGCGCGAAUGAAGGAGGUAAAAAUUACGGCGACGAGUAUCUCGCAGAAUUGGAUUACGUGGAAGUAGUAGAAGGUUUCAAGGAGGGUUACGAAAGCGAUGUUCUCGAGCCGGAAAUGCCGAUCUCGGCUGGGGAAGACGAUAAUGAUAAAGAAAAAGAAUCUGUGAAAGAAGUGAGCGACGAAGAGGACACCGCGAAGGAAAGCGCUAAUGACUCCGACGAAGACUUCGACAUCAAUAAUUAUGUAGCCGAUAACAUAGAUUUGAUGGAAACAACUGCAGAAUCUUCAUCUAUCAGAAAACGUCUGCGAAAACGAAAAAGAAAGAGAACGGAUAAUCAACCGGAUGUAUCCGAAGAGAGCAGUGUAGACGGAAACAUGGUGAAAAACUUGACAGACGGUUCAAAGUUGUCAACGAGUGAGAAUCGUAUAAUAGAUCACGAUACAAUUAAUAUAAGCGACGAUGAUGACAGCAGAAGUAACGAUGUGAGAGAACCCAGCAGAUUUGAACCGAGUGUAGAACCGAAUCAAAUACAGAAACCAGUUCAUAAAUCUGUGAGGGACUAUUUUGGUGAAGAUGAAGCUGUUUAUAUUAUGGAUGCCAAAACGACCGGAAAUAUCGGUCGUUAUUUGAAUCACUCCUGCGAUCCGAAUGUCUUCGUGCAAAAUGUUUUCGUCGACACACACGACGUGCGUUUCCCGUGGGUAGCGUUUUUCGCGUUACAAUAUAUAAAAGCUGGACAAGAACUAACGUGGAAUUACAGUUAUGAUGUUGGAAGUAUACCAGGCAAAGUGAUUGUUUGCAAGUGCGGUGCAAGGAAUUGCAGAGGCCGUCUUCUGUGAACUGUGUAUUUUGUGUGGUAAUACAAAUUUUAAAUGUAAAUAAAAUUCUGUUUUUGACUCUAGCAAAUUUGAGACUUCAUAAUUUACGACAUGUGAACUCGCUAAAUUAUCGUCAUCAUUAUUAUGUCAUCAUCAAUACUUUUUACAUGUACGAUAAUAAAGGUAUUUGCACGUC
Pseudomyrmex gracilis is the source of this 3737-nucleotide messenger RNA. It is a transcript of the gene egg, whose product is annotated as histone-lysine N-methyltransferase SETDB1. Gene Ontology annotation, molecular function: zinc ion binding; DNA binding; histone H3K9 methyltransferase activity. Gene Ontology annotation, cellular component: nucleus. The record is from RefSeq and is a predicted model, not a curated record. Lineage: Eukaryota; Metazoa; Arthropoda; Insecta; Hymenoptera; Formicidae. Bases 179 to 3562 code for a protein of 1127 amino acids. The transcript is spliced from 14 exons. Gene Ontology annotation, biological process: negative regulation of gene expression; heterochromatin organization.